Leptidea sinapis is the source of this 1291-nucleotide messenger RNA. It is a transcript of the gene Blos2, whose product is annotated as biogenesis of lysosome-related organelles complex 1 subunit 2. Gene Ontology annotation, cellular component: BLOC-1 complex; gamma-tubulin complex; BORC complex. Gene Ontology annotation, molecular function: gamma-tubulin binding. The transcript is spliced from 4 exons. The record is from RefSeq and is a predicted model, not a curated record. NCBI's taxonomy places the organism in Eukaryota, Metazoa, Arthropoda, Insecta, Lepidoptera, Pieridae. Gene Ontology annotation, biological process: lysosome localization; endosomal transport. Bases 218 to 649 code for a protein of 143 amino acids.
CAGAGUGUGAACGUAAGAAUGUUUCAGACUAUUGCAAUACAUGUUAAAAACAAAUAAUUAUAUUUUGACAAGUAUUCUACAAGUUAUGCAUAAAACAAGUUAUUAACUUGUUUCUUUGUGUAAACGAGGGGUAACGACAACGAGUGACGGAGUGCGACAGAGAAUUUUCAGAAAAUAGGAAUAAACAAUAAUAUUUAUUAAAUACAAAAUUGUCAUCAUGUCAGACGAAGAAAAUGAAAAAUGGUCGAGAGACGAACCAAAUAAAGAGCACCGCAUCUCACCAACAUGUUCCAACUUUGAAGUACUUGAUCCUCACGACCCCGUUAUAAGUCGGCUAGCCAUGCAGCUAUUUAAACGCACUAAUGACUACUUACAAGGAGAAAUGGCAGCUGGACAGGAUCAUUAUACACUAUUGGAAGAAAUCAACCGUCUCACAAUCACAAAAUACACAGACCUAAAAAAUCUGACAGUUAACUUAUCUAAGGCAUUGAAUGAAUAUAAUGAUUUGUAUGAAGCAGCAAUAAAACCAUUGCUGUUAGAAAUUGAUGAAAUUGACUCACAAGUGUCACAAUUUGAAGCAAAUGCCUACAGACUGGACAGUUACACUAAACAGUUGAUGGCUCGGUUCACAGAACUUGGAGAAAAGUGAAUUUCUUAAUAGAAACAUUGAACAGAAACUCCCUUUAACAAAAUGUAAAAUACAAAUAACAAAAUUAGUUAAAAAAUUCAUGAUAACAGUGGCAACCCAACAUGGUUCUACAUUAUUUAUGAAUUAUUUAGGUGUUAUUUUUUUUAUCCAUAUCUCAAGGUUGAUCUCCUCACGUUCAAGGUAUUUAAUGGUUACCCUAGAACCUAUAAAUAUAGGCAUUUUUGCUACCAAAGGAAUAAUGUUUCGUUAGCGGUUUCCUGGUUGAUAGUGUAAACAUGAAAUAGAAGAUAUUUUUAUUUUGACGAGGAGAAAUGAACUUACGUGUCACCUGAUAUAAAGUGAUCACCUACCGCCACCUACCCUUGCAAUACCAGAGGAAUCACGGGAGUUUUGUGGGCCUUUUAGGACGCGCUUAUUUAAAGUACACAUCGCCUGGAACACCGCGCAAGGAAAGUCAUUCGACAGUUUAUAAAUUACGUAAUAUAAAUUAUUGUAGUAAAGUCUUAUUUUAUUUGUGUAAUUUCUUCGUGGAUUAUUGCGAUGUUUUUUAAUGUUAAGGAAGACUAAGUUGCGACUAUAUUGUAUAAGUUUUUUGUAUAGAUUCAUGAAGUUAAGUUGGAAAUAAAAUAUUUACUUUACAUA